AUGAGUUCUAUUAGCUGGGAUAGAGAUGGUUUGCUCGAUGCUAAAUCCGGAUCUUUAGUAAGAUUAUUGGGUCAAAAAAAUGUAAAAAACCUUGAUUAUUCGGAAUUUACAAAACCAAAACCAAUUGGAAAAGGUGUUACCGCAAUUGUAUAUUCAACUACUUCUCGGAGAAAAUACUAUGCUCUAAAAAGUUUAAACAAUAAUCUUGAUAUGGAUAAAAGAAAACUCAAACAGCUUUCUCAAGAG
This is a messenger RNA of Racocetra fulgida, 246 nucleotides long. NCBI's taxonomy places the organism in Eukaryota, Fungi, Glomeromycota, Glomeromycetes, Diversisporales, Gigasporaceae. The record is from the annotation of a GenBank genome assembly.